Messenger RNA from Henningerozyma blattae CBS 6284, 1377 nucleotides. RefSeq names its product Ytm1p (gene YTM1). Gene Ontology annotation, molecular function: protein binding. The record is from RefSeq and is a predicted model, not a curated record. Gene Ontology annotation, biological process: ribosome biogenesis. The transcript has a single exon. The coding region runs from base 1 to 1377 and encodes 458 amino acids. Lineage: Eukaryota; Fungi; Ascomycota; Saccharomycetes; Saccharomycetales; Saccharomycetaceae. Gene Ontology annotation, cellular component: preribosome, large subunit precursor.
AUGACAGAUGACAAUUCCCAAGUUAAGAUCAAAUUCUUUACCCGUGAAGUGGACGAAACUUUACAUGUCCAAGACACACCAAUGUAUGUUCCAAUUUCGUUGAAAAGAUACGGUCUUUCCGAAAUUGUCAACCAUCUUUUAAAAUUGGAAACUGUGGUUCCAUUUGAUUUUUUAAUCGAUGGUGAACUAUUACGUGUUUCAUUAGAAGAAUAUUUGACCAAAAAAGGGCUUUCUAGUGAAAAUUCUUUGAAUAUCGAAUAUACAAGAGCUGUCUUACCUCCUUCAUUUUUAAACAGUUUUAAUAAUGAAGAUUGGAUUAGUUCCUUAGAUGUCGGUGAUGAUAAAUCCAUCAUUUCCGGGUCCUAUGAUGGGGUAGUAAGAACUUGGAAUAUGUCAGGGAAAGUUCAAAAACAAUAUAGUGGCCAUUCAGGUCCAAUCCGUUCUGUUAAAUAUAUUUCAAAUACAAGAUUAGCUUCUGCUGGUAAUGAUAGAACUUUACGUCUUUGGAAGACCAAGAGUGAUGACUCUAAGCAAAUUCCAUUAGAUAUUGAUGUUAAUGAUGAUAAUGAAUUGAUUGAAGAUGGGAAAACCUUGGCCAUCUUGGAAGGUCAUAAGGCUCCUGUAGUGUCUAUUGAUGUUUCUAUACAAACUUCCAAAAUUUUAUCAGCUUCGUACGAUAAUUCUAUUGGUCUAUGGUCCACCAAUUAUAAAGAUAUGACUAUCGUUGAUCCAAUGGAAGAUUUGAACAAUUCAAGUAAUAAAAUCUCUACAGCCGCUAGAAAGAGAAGAAAGAUGACUUUAAAAGAUGGUUCAGUGAGAAGACGUGCACCUCUAUCUCUUUUGGAAUCGCAUUCUGCCCCAGUAGAACAAGUAAUUUUUGAUUCACAAGAUCAAACCGUAGGUUACUCAGUGUCACAAGAUCACGCCAUUAAGACUUGGGAUUUAAUCACUUCUCGUUGUGUCGAUACAAAAUCAACUUCAUAUUCAUUAUUAUCAAUUGCUCAAUUACCAAAAUUGAAUCUAUUGGCCUGUGGUUCUAGUGCAAGACAUAUCACUUUACAUGAUCCUCGUGUAAAUUCUUCUUCCAAAAUUACUCAACAACAAUUGAUCGGUCAUAAAAAUUUCGUUGUAUCUCUUGAUACAUGCCCUGAAAAUGAUUAUAUGUUAUGUUCUGGUUCCCAUGACGGUACCGUUAAAGUAUGGGACGUUAGAUCUACUACUCCAAUGUACACUAUUACCAGAGAAGAUAAAUCCGUUCAAAAAGGUGUUAAUGACAAAGUUUUUGCAGUCAAUUGGUCUGAAACAGCUGGUAUAAUUAGUGGUGGUCAAGAUAAGAAAAUUCAAUUUAAUAAAGGUGAUAAUAUCUUUAAGAAUUAA